Messenger RNA from Necator americanus (New World hookworm), 387 nucleotides. RefSeq lists its product as uncharacterized. The record is from RefSeq and is a predicted model, not a curated record. The transcript has a single exon. Lineage: Eukaryota; Metazoa; Nematoda; Chromadorea; Rhabditida; Ancylostomatidae. The coding region runs from base 1 to 387 and encodes 128 amino acids.
AUGACAUCCUACCUUGAGAAAGAAAGGAUCCCAGACCAAUGGAGGACCUCGCGAACCGUUCUUAUCCAUAAGAAAGGUGACCGAGAGGACCUUCGGAACUACCGUCCGAUAUGCUUGCUGAGCGUGUUAUACAAAGUGUUCACCAAGAUCAUCCUCACGCGCAUAUAUAGGACGCUGGAUGAAGCCCAGCCUCAAGAACAAGCUGGAUUCCGCCAAAGGUUCAGCUGCUUGGACCACAUCCAGACCGUGUCGAGGGUCAUAGAGGUUUGCCGGGAAUACCGCCUGCCCCUUGUUCUAACCUUCGUCGACUAUGAGAAAGCCUUCGACAGUGUAGAAACGAAUGCAAUUCUGUUGAUGUCGAUCAAAGUGUGGACGCUUCGUCUUUGA